Oryza brachyantha (malo sina) is the source of this 1374-nucleotide messenger RNA. Its product is annotated as WAT1-related protein At2g39510-like. NCBI's taxonomy places the organism in Eukaryota, Viridiplantae, Streptophyta, Magnoliopsida, Poales, Poaceae. Gene Ontology annotation, cellular component: plasma membrane. The transcript is spliced from 7 exons. The record is from RefSeq and is a predicted model, not a curated record. The coding region runs from base 25 to 1134 and encodes 369 amino acids. Gene Ontology annotation, molecular function: transmembrane transporter activity.
GUUCUUCAGGUGGUGUCUCUUCAGAUGGCAUCAUCAAUGGGAGCUCUAUGGAGAAGGUACGCGCCGCACAAUCUGAUGAUACUGUCGCAGCUGUGCUACACGUUGAUGUACUUCAUCACCGAGGCCGCGUUCAACAAGGGGCUCAAUCCAUACAUCUAUGUCACCUAUCGGCAUCUCGUUGUCGCCGUCUUCCUCGCGCCUUUCGCCUACUACCAUGAGAAGAAAUUGAGGCCAAGAAUGACCCUGAUGCUGUUUCUGGAGAUCAAUGUGCUCUCACUUCUAGGGGUGAGCCUAACUCUGAACAUGUACUUCUCGAGCUUGAUGUACACGUCCCCGACCUUCGUCACGUCCGUGGUGAACACCGUCGCUUCGAUCACGUUCGUCAUCGCCAUCGCCGUCAGGAUGGAGAUCGUCGACGCGAGGAGCCUGCGGGGGCUCGCGAAGAUCGCCGGGACCGUGGUGUCGUUCGCCGGAGUGACCACCAUGACCCUGUACAAAGGAGCGGCCUUGAGGAGCCCCUGGAACGCGCCGAUCAGCAUACACGGCGGCGGCGGCGGCGGCGGCGUGCACGAGAGCUGGCUCAAGGGGUCGUUCCUCGCCGUGGCCAGCUGCGUGUGCUGGUCAAUCUGGUACAUCAUGCAGGCUUCGUCGUUGAAGAGGUACCCAGCGCAGCUCUCACUGACGGCAUGGAUGUGCACGGUGGGAGGAAUACAGUCGGCUGUCUUCACGGCGUUCAUGCAGCGCAAGCCGGAGGACUGGCGCAUAGGCUUCGGCCUCAAGUUCUGGUGCAUCAUCUAUUCGGGGUUCGCCUGCAAUGGCUUCACGGUCUUCGCUCAGCUGUGGUGCACCGAGAAGAAGGGUCCUGUGUUUGUGACGAUGUUCAACCCUCUCUCCACGAUCAUGGUGGCCAUCCUGGCCUACUUCAUCUUUGGUGAAAAUCUGUACGUUGGAAGCAUAAUCGGAGGAGUGGUUGUCAUACUCGGCCUUUACAUGUUGCUGUGGGGCAAGGACAAGGAUCAGGGAUACAACGCAGACAAGGAGCAGGAAUCCGACCUGGACUGCGAGAAGCAGGCGAAGAUAACCGAUUUUUCUGCAGUGCAGAGUGACCUGGAGGAGCCGAGGACGAAGAAGUAGAAGGGGAUCAGAUUCUGCUGGAGCUCACAGAGCAAAAGCAACACGGUUGAAUCAUUGUACAUUGUGGUUACUGAUUGGGCCUCUUGUGAUCAGAAUUUUCACUGCCUCUUACCACAAUCCCACAGCUCUUCAACGGGUUGUGGUGACUUGUGAGUUGUGAUGACAAACGCCUGUCACAAGGUCCAGUACUAGCUUGCGGACCUGUGUUUGAAGAAUUGCAAUUUUUUUUUCUUUCUUGUC